GUUCGGGUCCCUCCCUCCAAGUUUGUCCCGUCAGUGUUCAGUUGAGAGCGGAUAAGACUAAUACGGAGCAAGCCAGCGAAUUCCUCCAACCUGAAUUUCACUUUUUCAUUUACCGGUCAGCACACACUGUCUGAUGGUCUUGUUCAUGAAUCGACUGAGCCGACUCACGACAGCCUGUGGAAGGCAGUCUUCCAAACCAGUACACAUAGAACUGUAGUCUGCAUGCAACCCACUGCUAAUUCUGGGUUUGCUUGUCAGAUGAUAUUAGUCUCAGCAAGGACCAUCGCCCCUGAAGUACAGGAGAGGAUGAGCAGUUUUUUUAGGUGUAGAGGGCACAGAAGGUUUCAUCGACUUGUUUAAGAGGUGGUUGCUAAGAGAUGGCAAUCGGUGACAUUGGUGGGAGCCACUGAUGUAGAGCAGCCUGAUGCUCGACUUCUCCAGGAUCUCUUCCCUCCACACCUCCAUGUGUACCUGGCUCAUGUGAAGGACGUGAGAAUCGCUCUCAUAGCUACAGACUCACAAACUACCAUGGCAGCUUUUACUGCUGCUUGCGCCACCAGAAACACUGCGACCACCAUGGUGGCCCAAACUGCAUGGCAAAGGCAAGGGAGCAACGAAGAAGCGAGUAAAUGUGAAAAUGGGCACGUGGGACAAAACACUAUCCUGGAGAAAACCCACGAGUUCUUCCAGAUGUGUGACAUUGAGAACAAGGGCUUCAUCACCCGACGUGACAUGCAGAGGCUGAACGGCGGGCUCCCUCUCAGUGCAGAGGAGUUGGAGAAUGUAUUCGACACCCUUGAUUCCGAUAGCAAUGGAUACCUCACUCUCGACGAGUUCUCCUCUGGCUUUAGUGAGUUUUUAUUUGGGCAGAAGGUUUCUGUAGAGGACAGCAUGACAGAGAAACCCUCCUGUAAAAGCCCUGCGGAGGUCCUGUACCAGACCCAGUGGGAGGAGGGGCUGGUAAGAGGAGAUGAGGAUGAAGAAGAGGAGAAACACUUUUGCAUGCUUAUGGAGAGCCUCGGAGCCAACAGUGUCUUUGAAGAUCCUGCUGAGGUGCGCAGUUUGUGGGCUCAGCUGCGCCGUGAUGAACCACACCUAUUAUCCAAUUUUGAGGACUUCCUGGCCAGAGUGACAUCCCAGAUCUUAGAGGCCAACCAGGAGAAGUGGGAGAUGGAGAGCGCUCUCAAAAGGAAAGCAGCAACACACGAUGAUGAGAUCCAGCGCCUUUAUGAGGAAAUGGAGCAGCAAAUAAAAAAUGAAAAAGACAGGAUUCUGCUGCAGGACUAUGAACGGUUUUUGUCUCGCAGUCGAGACAUGGAGCUGCAGCUGUCCGGUAAGGAGAAGGAGCUGGAACAGCUCUUUCAGAAACAGAGACGGUUGGAGCAUCAGUACCAGGAGCUUCACAGUGAACAGCAUGUGACCAUGGUGGAGAAUGUGAAGUUGAAGCAGAUGAAUGACGAGUUAGCACGGGAGCUGGAGCACACUAGCCAAGAGCUGAUCUUGGCUCAAGAACAGCUGAGUGUGCUGCAGGAACAGUCUACACGGCUUCACGAGGAGAAGGAGAUUGAAAUCUACAGACUGACCGAGGGACUGCAUCGAGAACGAGCCACUCUCCUCAAACAAUUGGACCUUUUGAGGGAAAUGAACAAACAUUUAAGGGAUGAAAAGGACAUGUGUUAUCAGAAACCAAAGAAACCACCUGGUUUGAAGCAGAGGCCUGUAAUGAAUGUUGUGAAGCACACAAAUCUAUUCAAAAGUGAGGAUGAGGAGGACCUGGCCAGCAGCUCUGUGAAGCAGAACCUAGCCAAUGGAUCGUACCAGUCCACUCACACAGCAGAGACAAGAGGACACCUGCAGAGGAUCAUCUCCAUCGAGGAGGACCACCUCCCACAAUUGCUGCAGAGUGACCGUCAGGCCCAAGAUCCACUUCAGGAGUGUAGUGAGGGAGAGGACUCCUCAGACAAAGAGAAUAUAGACUUGGUGAUGAGCGAUAUUUACCCAUGUGCAUCCUCUCCCCAGCGGCAAAAGUCAAAAGGAACUGUGGAGAAAAUGGAAACCCCCACAUCUCCAAGGGGUCAGCCUGUUGGCAAGGAGACCAGCAUAAAUGAGGAAGGUGGUCCCUCGCCUCCUGAUCGCCUCUUCAAGAUCGUCCUGGUGGGGAACUCCAGUGUGGGAAAGACCUCCCUCCUUCGACGAUUUUGUGAUGACAGCUUCCAACCUGGCACUUCUGCCACUGUGGGUAUAGAUUACAGUGUGAAGACAAUAACUGUGGACAACAGCCAGGUGGCGCUGCAGAUGUGGGAUACAGCUGGACAGGAGAGGUAUCGAAGCAUCACCAAACAGUUCUUUCGAAAGGCUGACGGUGUUGUUGUGAUGUAUGACAUCACAGCAGAGCAGAGCUUCACAGCUGUCAGACUAUGGCUGACAAGUGUAAAGGAGAGUGCAGGCGAGGACAUUCCCAUCAUGCUGUUGGGAAACAAAACCGACAAGGAGAUGGAGAGACAAGUUCAGAAAGGAUUGGGCCAGAGGCUUGCCGAGGACAACCAGCUGACUUUCUAUGAGUGCAGUGCAUGCUCCGGACACAAUGUGGCGCAGUCCAUGGUUCAUUUAGCCAGAAUUCUGAAAGAGCAAGAGGACAGAGAGAAGGAGAAGACGGUCCAGCUGGACAGCAGCUCCUCAGAUAAGAAGAGAUCCUGCUGCUAACAGUUAAACAGUUAACACAUACACAGUAGCACUACCCUUUACUAACAUACACGCGAUGGUGUGACCACAUGUGCCACAGAGGACACAUUAUUCUGAACGUCAGCACAACUGUUUCUCACACAGUCUUCCUUCCACUAUGUAGUACUCUGGGUACACCCAGCACCAGGAUCAAUGCUUAACUUAUGUAGUCAUGUUUUACAGAUGUUAUUGCACUGUUAGAAACAGUCUACUCUGUAUGUUUACCUGCAUCAUUGACAUUAUGAAGGAAAAGUUAGAUGUAAAAACAAAUGAACAAAUUGGAUCAAACUAAGUCCACUUUGACUCAAACUAAGACUUUCCUUUUUCAAAUUGUUGGAUAUUCCUCCAAAGUCUGACUGUAGCUCUCAAAUAUUUAUUUAGCAUCCUAAGGCCCUGUCACAUAGGGCACAUAGGGGCUCUUUAUUGUAUGUGUUAAUAUAUUCAUUCAGUAUUGUGUGUGUGUUUUGCUUCUUCAUCCUUUGUACUUAUGGACACAACAACAUGAACAACUGUAAAAAUGAAUACAUUAUCAGAGGGCCUUAGAGGUGGAUUGUGUUAGUUUGUCCCCUGUACAUCAUCAUUGUUGUUUUUCCUCAAUAGACCAAAUGUAGUUUAGUGCUGAAAAUAUUUAUUUCUUAUCUGCCUAACCUGCCUCUGUGCCAAGUAUUUUAUGAAAAUGGUGUCACUAUAAGAUGUUAUGUCAUCUGUAUUGUAUGUUAGGUAAUCAAGAAGGUUAAAAUUAGAAUUUUGGUAAAAACAGAUUUUACUGUUGAUAUUGCACUAUACUCAGUAGUGCUUCACUACUGCCAUUGUCUUGUGUACCACUUUAAUGCAUAAACAUGUAAAUAACAUAAAACACAUUAAUAAAGAAUUGUUGUUGUUAAUAUCAUUUUUAAAGGACCUGGUGACAAAGUGAUUACUUUUUGCUAUGAUGACAUUAAAAUAAGUGAUACAGCAUCACCCA
Scatophagus argus is the source of this 3685-nucleotide messenger RNA. It is a transcript of the gene cracr2aa, whose product is annotated as calcium release activated channel regulator 2Aa. The transcript is spliced from 20 exons. The record is from RefSeq and is a predicted model, not a curated record. Gene Ontology annotation, molecular function: GTP binding; calcium ion binding; GTPase activity. The coding region runs from base 529 to 2703 and encodes 724 amino acids. NCBI's taxonomy places the organism in Eukaryota, Metazoa, Chordata, Actinopteri, Scatophagidae.